Molecule: messenger RNA, 7065 nt
Organism: Aspergillus clavatus NRRL 1
Lineage: Eukaryota; Fungi; Ascomycota; Eurotiomycetes; Eurotiales; Aspergillaceae
Gene: prp8
Product: U4/U6-U5 snRNP complex subunit PRP8
Exons: 2
Coding region: 1-7065 (2354 amino acids)
Biological process (GO): spliceosomal tri-snRNP complex assembly; mRNA splicing, via spliceosome
Cellular component (GO): catalytic step 2 spliceosome; U5 snRNP
Molecular function (GO): metallopeptidase activity; U1 snRNA binding; U5 snRNA binding
Source: RefSeq, a predicted model, not a curated record
AUGGCGUCGCUGCCUCCCCCGCCUCCUCCAGGAUGGGGCGCAUCAGCUCCUCCCUCGAUGCCUUUGGCGCCGCCGCCGCCCGGAUACCAACCUCCAGCAGAUCCUAACGUCGCAAAGUUUGCCCAGAAGAAGAAUGAGUGGUUGCGGACGCAGCGCAAUCGGUUCGGAGAGAAACGCAAGGGUGGAUUCGUCGAGACGCAAAAGGCGGACAUGCCCCCGGAGCAUCUGCGAAAGAUUGUCAGAGACAUCGGCGAUGUAUCGCAAAAGAAGUUCAGCAACGAGAAGCGUAGCUACCUGGGCGCUCUCAAGUUCAUGCCCCACGCUGUUUUGAAGCUGCUGGAGAACAUGCCCAUGCCUUGGGAGUCGGCUCGCGAGGUCAAGGUACUAUAUCACGUCAAUGGUUGCUUGACACUGGUGAACGAGACACCGAGGGUUAUUGAACCGGUCUUCCAUGCACAGUGGGCAACAAUGUGGGUGUGUAUGAGACGAGAAAAGAGCGACCGCAGACACUUCAAGCGUAUGCGCUUCCCCCCCUUCGAUGACGAGGAACCUCCACUGUCGUGGUCGGAAAAUAUCGAAGAUGUUGAGCCUCUGGAGCCGGUUCAGAUGGAACUCGAUGAGUCUGAAGAUGGCCCCGUGUACGAAUGGCUCUACGAUCACCGACCACUUCUCGAUACCCCCCAUGUCAACGGGCCAAGCUAUAAGAGUUGGAACUUGACACUCCCACAGAUGGCUACUCUUUACCGACUAAGUCAUCAGCUGCUGAGUGAUGUCGUUGACAAAAAUUACUUUUACAUGUUUGAUCUCAACAGUUUCUUCACGGCAAAGGCCCUGAAUGUCGCCAUUCCUGGUGGCCCGCGCUUUGAGCCUCUUUACAAAGAUAUCGACCCCAAUGACGAGGACUUUAGCGAAUUCAAUGCCAUCGAUCGCAUCAUCUUCCGAGCCCCCAUCCGGACGGAGUACAGAGUCGCCUUCCCUUUCUUGUAUAAUACCCUUCCAAGGAGCGUGUCCGUUUCUUGGUAUUCUUACCCUCAGGUUGUCUACGUCCGAACCGAUGAUCCCAACCUCCCCGCUUUCUACUUCGACCCCGUGAUCAAUCCUAUCUCAUCGCGAUCUGUUGCUCCCAAGAACAUCACGGUCAGUCAUGAGGACGAGAUUUUUGGACCGGGAAACAACGAAGAUGACCUUUUCGAACUUCCCGCUGAAGUCGAGCCGUUCUUCGCAGAUGAGGAACUCUACACACCUGAUACCGCAUCGGCCAUAGCCCUUUGGUGGGCUCCCCAUCCGUUCAACAAGAGGUCAGGAAAGAUGGUGCGCGCGCAGGACGUGCCACUCGUCAAACAGUGGUACCUGGAACACUGUCCCCAGGGCCAGCCCGUUAAAGUUAGAGUUUCGUACCAAAAGCUUCUGAAGACUUACGUGCUCAACGAGUUGCAUAAGAAGAAGCCUAAGGCUCAGAACAAGCAGAAUCUUUUGAAGACCUUGAAGUCCACCAAAUUCUUCCAGCAGACAACAAUCGACUGGGUUGAAGCCGGUCUUCAAGUUUGCCGUCAGGGAUUUAACAUGUUGAAUCUGCUGAUCCACCGCAAGAAUUUGACCUAUCUCCAUCUCGAUUAUAACUUCAACCUGAAGCCCGUCAAGACACUGACAACCAAGGAGCGGAAGAAGUCUCGUUUCGGUAACGCUUUCCAUCUGAUGCGUGAAAUUCUGCGCCUCACCAAGUUGAUUGUUGACGCGCAAGUUCAGUAUCGACUGGGCAAUAUUGACGCGUUCCAGCUGGCUGACGGCAUUCUGUAUGCUUUCAACCACGUGGGCCAGUUGACUGGUAUGUAUCGUUAUAAGUACAAGUUGAUGCAUCAGAUCCGUUCUUGCAAGGAUUUGAAACAUUUGAUCUACUAUCGGUUCAACUCCGGCCCUGUUGGCAAGGGUCCUGGUUGCGGUUUCUGGGCUCCAGCAUGGCGCGUUUGGCUGUUCUUCAUGCGCGGUAUCAUCCCCCUUUUGGAGAGAUGGCUUGGAAACUUGCUCUCUCGUCAAUUUGAGGGUCGUCACAGCAAGGGAGUUGCCAAGACCGUCACCAAACAGCGUGUGGAGUCGCACUUCGAUCUGGAAUUGCGUGCCUCUGUCAUGGCCGACCUCAUGGACAUGAUGCCCGAGGGUAUUAAACAAAAUAAGGUCAAUACAGUUUUACAACAUCUUUCGGAGGCUUGGAGAUGCUGGAAGAGUAAUAUUCCCUGGAAGGUGCCCGGUCUCCCAGCGCCUAUUGAGAAUAUCAUCCUGCGAUACGUUAAGAGCAAGGCCGACUGGUGGAUUUCUGUCGCGCACUAUAAUCGCGAACGUAUCCGCCGCGGCGCCACAGUUGAUAAGACGGUUGCCAAGAAGAACCUGGGUCGACUGACUCGACUGUGGCUCAAAGCCGAGCAGGAGAGACAGCAUAAUUACCUGAAGGAUGGUCCCUACGUGUCUUCGGAAGAAGCCGUGGCGAUCUACACCACCAUGGUGCAUUGGCUUGAAUCCCGGAAGUUUUCACCAAUUCCGUUCCCGAGUGUCUCCUACAAGCAUGACACUAAGAUCUUGAUUCUUGCUUUGGAACGUCUUCGCGAAGCUUAUUCCGUCAAAGGGCGACUGAAUCAGAGUCAGCGAGAGGAGCUUGCUCUUAUCGAGCAGGCCUAUGAUUCUCCCGGUACUACACUGGCAAGAAUCAAGAGAUUCCUCUUGACCCAGAGAGCAUUCAAGGAAGUUGGGAUUGACAUGAAUGACAACUACAACAACAUCAACCCUGUCUACGAUGUGGAGCCAAUUGAGAAAAUUACCGAUGCCUACCUUGAUCAGUAUCUCUGGUACCAGGCAGAGCAGCGUCACCUUUUCCCUGCCUGGAUCAAACCGUCAGAUUCUGAAGUUCCCCCGCUGCUGACCUACAAGUGGGCUCAGGGCAUUAACAAUUUGUCCAACGUUUGGGAAACCGCUGAGGGUGAGACUAACGUCAUGAUUGAGACGGAGCUCUCGAAGGUCUAUGAGAAGAUCGAUCUGACCCUCCUGAAUCGGUUGCUGCGUUUGAUUAUGGACCACAACUUGGCGGACUACAUUACUUCGAAGAACAAUGUGCAGCUCAGCUACAAGGAUAUGAACCAUACCAACAGCUAUGGAUUGAUCAGGGGUCUGCAGUUCUCCGGCUUUGUCUUCCAGUACUAUGGCCUGAUGAUCGAUUUGCUCCUCCUCGGUCUUCAGAGAGCUAGUGAGAUGGCUGGUCCGCCACAGAGCCCGAAUGACUUCCUUCAAUUUAGAGAUCGUGCUGCGGAGACUAGACAUCCUAUCCGCUUGUACACUCGCUACGUUGACAAGAUCUGGGUGUUCUUCAGAUUCAACGCCGACGAAUCGAGAGACUUGAUCCAGCGCUUCCUGACGGAAAACCCUGACCCCAAUUUUGAAAACGUUAUUGGAUACAAGAACAAGAAGUGUUGGCCGCGUGAUUGCCGUAUGCGUCUUAUGAGGCACGACGUUAACCUCGGUCGCGCCGCAUUUUGGGAUUUGAAGAACCGCCUGCCAAGAUCCAUCACCACAAUUGACUGGGAUGAUACCUUUGCCAGUGUCUACAGCAAGGAUAAUCCAAAUUUGCUUUUCUCCAUGUGUGGAUUCGAGGUUCGCAUUCUGCCAAAGAUUCGCAACCAGAAUGAGGAGUUCUCGGUUAAAGAUAGUGUGUGGUCUCUUGUCGACAACACAACAAAGGAGCGCACAGCGCAUGCUUUCCUGCAAGUGACCGAAGAAGAUAUCCAGAAGUUCAAUAAUAGAAUCCGCCAGAUUCUUAUGUCUUCCGGCUCGACUACGUUCACUAAGAUUGCUAACAAGUGGAACACCGCUUUGAUCGCGCUCUUCACCUACUACCGUGAAGCUGCUGUCUCCACCGUCAACCUCUUGGAUACCAUCGUCAAAUGCGAGACCAAGAUUCAGACUCGUGUCAAGAUCGGUCUGAACUCCAAGAUGCCCUCGCGUUUCCCUCCUGCCGUGUUCUAUACACCUAAGGAGCUGGGAGGUCUGGGUAUGAUCUCGGGCUCUCAUAUCCUCAUCCCCGCUAGCGACAAGCGAUGGUCCAAGCAAACCGAUACAGGAAUCACUCACUUCCGAGCGGGUAUGUCUCAUGACGAGGAGACUCUGAUUCCUAACAUCUUCCGGUACAUCAUCCCGUGGGAGGCCGAGUUCAUCGACUCUCAACGGGUGUGGAUGGAAUACUCCCAGAAGCGCAUGGAAGCUCAGCAACAGAACCGUCGUCUGACUCUGGAGGAUCUGGAGGACAGCUGGGAUCGUGGUCUGCCUCGUAUCAACACCCUCUUCCAGAAGGAUCGGAGCACCCUCAGCUUCGACAAGGGUUUCCGCCUCAGAGCCGAAUUCAAACAAUACCAACUGAUGAAGAGCAAUCCAUUCUGGUGGACUAGUCAACGCCAUGAUGGUAAAUUGUGGAACCUGAACGCUUACCGCACGGAUGUCAUCCAGGCGCUGGGUGGUGUUGAGACCAUUCUGGAGCAUACCCUGUUCAAAGCAACUGCAUUCCCGUCUUGGGAGGGCCUCUUUUGGGAGCGAGCAUCAGGUUUCGAAGAGUCGAUGAAGUUCAAGAAACUCACCAACGCCCAGCGGUCCGGUCUGAACCAGAUCCCCAACCGUCGAUUUACCCUCUGGUGGUCCCCUACAAUUAACCGAGCCAAUGUUUACGUUGGUUUCCAGGUGCAAUUGGAUCUUACAGGUAUCUUCCUGCAUGGAAAAAUCCCCACCUUGAAGAUCUCAUUGAUCCAAAUUUUCCGUGCCCAUUUGUGGCAGAAGAUCCACGAAUCAGUGGUUAUGGAUCUGUGCCAGGUGUUUGAUCAAGAACUCGAGCAACUGGGCAUCGAGGCUGUGCAGAAGGAGACUAUUCAUCCGCGUAAGUCUUACAAGAUGAACAGUUCGUGCGCAGACAUCCUGCUCUUCGCCACGAACAAGUGGAACGUGACUAGGCCUUCCAUUCUGUUUGACACCAAAGACGUCUAUGAGCCUACGACGACCAACAAGUUUUGGGUUGAUGUGCAGCUGAGAUAUGGUGAUUACGAUUCUCACGACAUCGAAAGAUAUGUGCGCGCCAAGUAUCUUGACUACACCACCGAUAGCAUGAGCAUCUAUCCUUCGGCUACAGGUCUUAUGAUCGGCAUUGACCUUGCCUACAAUCUUUACUCGGCUUACGGACAGUACUUCCCCGGCCUGAAGACUUUGAUCCAGCAGGCCAUGGCGAAGGUCAUGAAGGCCAACCCCGCCCUGUAUGUGCUGAGGGAACGUAUCCGUAAGGGCCUCCAGCUGUAUGCCUCCGAGAGUAAUCAGGAGUUCCUCAACUCUCAAAACUACUCGGAGCUCUUCAGCCCGCAGAUCCAGCUGUUCAUCGACGAUACCAAUGUGUACCGUGUCACCAUCCACAAGACCUUCGAAGGAAACUUGACAACCAAGCCUAUUAACGGCGCCAUCUUCAUCUUCAACCCCCGAACCGGUCAAUUGUUUUUGAAGAUCAUCCAUACCAGUGUCUGGGCCGGGCAGAAGCGUCUUGGUCAGUUGGCUAAGUGGAAGACUGCAGAAGAAGUAGCAGCCCUUAUUCGGUCCCUACCCGUGGAAGAACAGCCCAAGCAGCUUAUUGUUACUCGGAAAGGUCUUCUGGAUCCUCUUGAAGUUCAUCUGCUCGAUUUCCCCAAUAUCUCCAUCCGUGCGUCUGAGCUGCAGUUGCCAUUCCAGGCUGCCAUGAAGGUUGAGAAGCUUGCGGAUAUGAUUUUGCGGGCGACCGAACCGCAGAUGGUACUGUUCAACCUGUACGAUGAAUGGCUGAAGUCAAUCUCUCCUUACACGGCUUUCUCUCGGUUGAUCCUGAUUUUGCGUGCUCUCCAUGUCAAUAUCGACAAGGCAAAGAUCAUUCUUCGACCUGACAAGACUGUUAUUACCCAGGAGCAUCACAUCUGGCCCACACUCUCAGAUGAGGAUUGGAUUAAGGUCGAAGUACAACUCCGCGACUUGAUCCUCAACGACUAUGGCAAGAAGAACAACGUGAACGUCCAGAGUUUGACGAGCAGCGAAGUCAGAGACAUCAUCCUAGGUAUGGAGAUCAGUGCGCCUUCCCUGCAACGGCAGCAGGCUGCGGAGAUCGAGAAGCAACAGGAGGAGCAGAAGCAGCUUACUGCUGUCACAACCAAGACGCAGAACGUCCGCGGCGAAGAGAUCAUUGUUACAACCACGUCCCAGUAUGAGCAGCAAUCAUUCGCAUCGAAGACUGAAUGGCGUACCCGGGCUAUUGCGACGUCGAACCUUCGCACGAGGGCCAACAACAUCUAUAUUUCCUCGGACGAGAUUCAAGAAGAGGGAUACACUUACAUCAUGCCCAAGAACAUCCUCCGGCGCUUCAUCACGAUCGCCGAUCUUCGUGUGCAGGUCGCUGGAUACCUUUACGGUACCUCCCCACCAGAUAAUGAUCAAGUGAAGGAGAUUCGCACCAUUGUCAUGAUUCCACAGGUCGGAAAUACCCGAGACGUGCAACUACCUCAACAGUUACCACAGCAUGACUACCUGAACGGACUUGAGCCGCUCGGUGUCAUCCACACCAUCUCUGGCAACGAGCCGCCUUACAUGACUGCCAUGGAUGUGACUCAGCACGCGCGUUUGAUGAAUGCCCAUCCUUCAUGGGACAAGAAGACCGUGACCAUGACAGUCUCCUUUACCCCUGGCUCUGUUUCCCUUGCCGCCUGGGGGUUGACCCCUCAGGGUUACAAGUGGGGAGCUGAGAACAAAGACAUCACAUCUGACCAACCGCAAGGGUUCUCCACCAGCAUGGGUCAGAAAUGUCAACUGUUGCUCAGCGACAAGAUUCGUGGUUACUUCCUUGUCCCGGAAGAUAAUGUGUGGAACUAUAGCUUCAUGGGAAGCGCCUUCGGCAGCGUUGAGAAGCGCCCAGUGUAUGUGAAAAUCGACACGCCACUGCGGUUCUACGACGAUCAGCACCGUCCGUUGCACUUCCAAAAUUUCGCUGAAUUGGAGGACAUUUGGGUUGACCGGUCCGAUAAUUUCGCAUGA